CAAAAAAAAGGAGCUAAUUUAUCAAGACCGGGUCCGAAUUCGGGUACGGGUUCGGUUUCUCAUUACGGUCAACUAAACCCGAAUCACAACGGCAGCUUACUGUGAAAUUCCGGCUGGCGAAACUUGAGAAGAAAAAUGAAAUCGAAUGAUCCCAAAAAGCUCCCAGAAGAAGCGAUUCAGCUUCCGACGACGUCGAUCCAGCAUCCGCCUUCGUUAUCGGAGCGUUUAUUGAUCCCUACCUUUCUGGCAGGAGUAACAGGAGGAGGAGCUGGAUUACUGUCAAAACAUAGGAAAGCUCAUCCCAAUAUUCCCGUUACUUAUGCUACUAAUUUCGCCAUUGUUGCUGGUUGCUAUUGCGGGGCUCGUGAAUUGGUCAGAGAAACUAGAAAAUCAGAACAAGGCGAUUUAAUGAAUUCAGUUAUCGGCGGUCUUUUCAGUGGUGCUUUAUUAGGAAGACUUCAAGGAGGACCUCGUGGUGCGUUUCGCUACUCUAUAGCUUUUGCCACUUUAGGCACAGCAUUUGAUUAUGCUAGCCUUAGGGCAAAACUUCUGUUAGAGAGCGUGCGUAACAUCGAUUCAAUCACGCUACCUGUAUGGUUUCCCAUACAGAUCCUUGACGAAGAAGCCCUUGCGAAGAAGAAAGCUCAGGAACGGAAACUCUUCCCAAGAUUGAACAAAGAAGAAUCUUGACAUCCGAUCAAAUCUUUCGAAAGCAGUUUUCAGUGUCUUGUCUGAGAAUUUUAGUCUGGGUUUGUCGUUUCGUGACGUAAUUCCGGAUUUUUAGAUAUGACAUUGAAAGAGGAGGUUUGACCUUUAAGUUUAUUGUUUACACAAGGGAACCUUUGGUGGGUGAGCUACAACGGUUUUUAAUAUAUGACUGAUCUGAUUACUUCUCGGACUGUUUUGGUUUGUGGGUGUUGAAUUUACAGUCGCAACCUUUUUUCCGACAAAAUCUACACUAUUAUUUAAAAGAGGAUCAUUUUUUGAAACAAACAUUU
Molecule: messenger RNA, 998 nt
Organism: Thlaspi arvense
Lineage: Eukaryota; Viridiplantae; Streptophyta; Magnoliopsida; Brassicales; Brassicaceae
Source: the annotation of a GenBank genome assembly